AUGACUACAGACCAAAGGGAAUUCUCAAGAUGGGAUAUGAAAAAGCGCAAGGACUUGUUAAAGAAGAAGGGCAUCUGUUUUAAGUGCUGUGCAUCAAAUAACCAUCUGAUGAAAAACUGCAAACACCCCAUACAGUGCGAGAAAUGUGACAGUGAACUACACCCAACAGCACUGCACGUUACGGAGUCCAAUACUAGAAGAAAAACCUUCAACAGUUCAGAAACGGCAAACAAUUAUGGCGGGGAGGGAACAGAGAGCAAUCACACCCUAGCGCGCUCUGAACUUUUGAACCAACUUGGGGUCACAUCUGACCCUAUCCCUUAUAGACUUAAAUCCUGUGCUGGAGUGACUGAGGCAUCUGGGAGAAGAGCAGUUGGAUUCUGUAUUCAGUCUAUUGACGGACUUGCUUAUCACAAGCUGCCGCCCAUUAUAGAGUGUAAUGACAUUCCAGAUAAUGUGAUGGAAAUUCCUACCCCAGAGGUUGCCCGUGCUCAUCCUCACUUACGACACAUCGCCAAUGAACUCCCCCCACUCCGCAAAGAUGUCAGCAUACAGCUCUUGAUUGGUAGGGACUUGGUGGACGUACAUCAGGUGCAAGGUCAAGUGACAGGACCCUCAGCAUCUCCCUUCGCACAAAAACUGAGCCUUGGAUGGGUGAUAAUUGGUGAUGUUUGUUUGAAUGGUCGUCACAAGCCGAGCGAUCUCAGUGUUCUAAAGACUAACAUUCAGCAUGAUGGUAGAGGGACAAUAUUUACUCCAUGCCAAAACAGUCUUCAUGUUAAGGUUCAAGGCCCUCUAAACAACGGAUCUUCUCAGACCCUAGAUUUUAAGGGGGAUAGUGUGUUUUACACAGAUAGACAUGACAACAAGAUUGGAAAUUCAGUAGAGGAUCGAGAGUUUCUAUCAAUGAUGGAUCAAACGUUUCAUAUGGACUCCAGGGGAAAUUGGACGUCUCCCCUCCCCUUUAAGAACACGCGUCCAACCUUGACGAACAACAGGGCUCAAGUUUUCAGACGGGCCAUCAACCUAGACAACAGUUUGAAGAGAAAUCCUGAAAAACUAAAGCAGAUGUGUGAAUUCAUGGAAAACAUAUUCAACACAGGAGCAGCUGAGAGGGCACCAGAGAUACCAAAUGGACACGAGUGCUGGUACAUCCCAAUAUUUGCUGUGACACACCCAAAGAAACCAGGCAAGGUUCGUGCUGUGUUUGAUUCCUCGAUAGUACAUCAGGGAUGUUCCCUUAACGAUGCUCUUUUGUCUGGACCCAACUUAACCAAUAACUUGCUCGGAAUCUUGUUGCGAUUUCGCAAGGAUUCAUGUGCCAUAGCUGGUGACAUCCAGCAGAUGUUUUACCGUUUCUUUGUGAAUGAGAGGGACAGACACUACUUACGAUUUUACUGGUACGAAGACAAUGAUCCACAUCGUAAGAUGAUCGAGUAUCGUAUGACUGUCCACGUUUUUGGGAACAGACCUUCCCCUGCCGUGGCGACAUACGGGCUGAGGCGUGCAGUACAAGAUGCGGAUACUGAGGUCGUUAGCUUUGUAAACCAGGACUUUUAUGUUGAUGAUGCAUUGACGUCUAGACCAACUCCUGUUGAAGUAAUUGACCUGAUGAGGCGAACUCAGAAGGCAUUAGACAAAGAAGGUAAAAUACGACUGCACAAGAUCGUAUCAAAUGUACAAGAGGUAUUGGAUGCGUUCCCUCCAGAUGACCUAGGAAAGGACAUAAAGGAUUUCUCAAUUGGUGACGAUGACAAUUUGGUUCAGCACAGCCUAGGAUUGGCCUGGAAUUUGAGUUCUGACUGUUUCAUCUUCCAGAAGCCAGAUGCUGAUGUCCCCUUUACUCGACGAGGAAUCCUCUCCAAGGUCAAUCGUAUCUUUGACCCCAUAGGCUUCCUGUCUCCACUGACAAUCCGUGGAAAGAUGAUUCUACGAUCCUUUACCUGA
This is a messenger RNA of Magallana angulata, 1947 nucleotides long. RefSeq lists its product as uncharacterized. The coding region runs from base 1 to 1947 and encodes 648 amino acids. NCBI's taxonomy places the organism in Eukaryota, Metazoa, Mollusca, Bivalvia, Ostreida, Ostreidae. The transcript has 3 exons. The record is from RefSeq and is a predicted model, not a curated record.